Chlamydomonas reinhardtii is the source of this 3250-nucleotide messenger RNA. RefSeq lists its product as uncharacterized. Gene Ontology annotation, biological process: ER to chloroplast lipid transport; acylglycerol transport. The transcript is spliced from 10 exons. The record is from RefSeq and is a predicted model, not a curated record. Gene Ontology annotation, molecular function: phosphatidic acid binding. NCBI's taxonomy places the organism in Eukaryota, Viridiplantae, Chlorophyta, Chlorophyceae, Chlamydomonadales, Chlamydomonadaceae. The coding region runs from base 87 to 2747 and encodes 886 amino acids.
GUUAUCUGCGCUCGCCUUGGCGUUCGUUGCAAAUUGCAAACUAUUGGUUUGGUCUGUGAGCACACUUCGCGCAUCUUGCCUCACAAAUGAGCACCUACAAGGGGUUCAGAACGCCAGAAAGUAGCUCCAAACAUGCCUCGCUUUCCUCGGAUGCGGGCGGGGCGUCCAGCUCGGCAUCCACGCCCACUCCUCUCAGUCUCGUGCCAGAGAAGGCUGUGGUGGGCCACCAGAUACGCAGCAUUGUGCCAGCACAGUUCUGGGGAGCAUGCGUGGCGUCGGCGUCCAGCCCCGAUGGCGCGCUGGCGUCAGCGGUGUGCGAUCCUGCACCGCUGCCGCUGCUCGCCGGCGCGGGCCUCUCGCGCCCCCACCUCGUGCUGGCGACUCAGGCGCUGAAGCUGCCUGGUCGACCGUCGCUUGUGGGGCUGCCGUCGGUGUGCCAGGGGCAGGGCGGACUGGUGGUGGACCGCGUGUUGGCACACAGCGGCGGCGACGGUUGGUGGGCGGUGGUCAGCGGCCGAGCCAAAGUGGGCCGCAUGGUGGCUCAGCGCGGCGACGUGGCGGCGGCGCUGACGGAGCCCUCCAACUACAGCCUGUGCGCCAACAGCCGGGUUCAGCUGCGCAGGAACACCAUUGUGCGCACGCGGGUGGACUGGAGCCCGGCCCCCGCCACCGGCGGCCUCAUACGCCGCCGCGGUGCCGCGCCGCGCGCCGCCUCGGCGCCAUCACACGCCGGCGCCGCGCCGCCGCCGCCGCUGUCGCUCUCCUCUGAGCUGCGCUCCCGCCUGGGCCCCCGUGCCGAGGUCCGCGCCGACCUCGCGAUCGCGCAGCGUGUGUCGGUCGCGCACGACGCCGCCGCGCCCGCUUCUGCUGGCGGCCUGUUGGGUGCAUUUGGCGGCGGCGGUGCUGGCGGUGGCGGAGGUGGUGGCGGCGGUGCCGGCGCCACCACGCCGCUGCUGCUGGGGCUGCAGGCGGGCACGCCGGCGUCGUCGCGGGGGCCGGUGGUGUGGCGCGUGGGCGCACUGCAGGUGACGGCGCCGAGCACGGUGCCACUGGCGGGCGUGGACGCGGCUGCAGCCGGCCGCAGCAGCGGCAGCAGCAGCGGGCGGGCCGGUCUGCAGAGCGCCGUGUACGUGCAGGGCACGGCCGCACUCCAAGGCGAGCGCUUCCUGUGGCGGGCGCCCAAGACCGCGCCGCGCCGCCGCCGCGACUCCCCGGCGGCGGGCGACGCCGCUGCCGGUGGCGGCGCCGGCGGCGGCUCAGGCGCGGAGGAGGAGCGCCCGCCGCUGCCACCUCCCUCGCUGGGCCCACACAACCCGGUCCGCCAGGCCGCCACCUACAUGCUCACACGCAUGGGUCGGGACGACUCAGAGGAUGCCGGCCGCCGCCGCGGCAGCGGCGGCGGCGGAGCCACCGGCGCCGGAGGCGCCUCCAGCUCCGCCGGCUCCGCCGGCGGCAAGACUGGCGGCGGAGCCGCCGCCGGGGGCGGAGCUGGCGCCGCCUCCGGCGGCGACGGCGAAGCGCCGUUUGGCAUUGCGCUGCCUGCCGCCAGCAGUGUGCAGGAGGCGCUGAUGGACGCGACCCAGUCCAUCAGCCGCCUGCGCGACGACGUGACGCAGGCGACCCAGUGGGUCAGUGGCGGCGGCCUGGUGGAGCAGUUGGAGAAGGCGCACGUGGACACGGGCACGGGCGGCGCCCCCGCGGCCGGCAAGAAGCACGGCCACCACCCCCACCACCGCCGCAAGACAGGCGCUGCUGCCGACGCGGCCGAGCCAGUGCCCUGGAGCGCCUUCGUGGGCGAGCCGCACGUCAAGGUCGCGGGCGUGGCGGGGCUCACGAUGAGGGCGCCCGUCAUCCGCAUGACACACGGCUCCGCCGCCGCCACGGCGGCGGCGCCGCCGCAGCCUGCCGCUGAUGCCGCCAUGGAUGGCGUGCCUGCUACAAGUGAGGGCGGCGGAGAGCUCCAGCCGAGCCCGCUGUCCGGCGCGCUGCCGGUGCGGCUGGAGUGGGUGCAGGACCUGGGUCUGCGCCGCUUCCUCAGCCGCAGCCGCCAGCACUCGGAGGCGGCAGCCGAGCAGGAGGCGGCGGAGGCAGCCGCCACGUCGGCGGCGCCGGGCGGGCGCGGCGGUGGCCGCGGCGCGGUCGGCUCUCUGCGGCCCUUUGCGAGCGCGGCGGCGUCUGUGCAGCUGGGCCGCUUCAGCCGCUGGGUGGCGGACUUCACGCGCUUGACGGCGCAGCUGGACGCCGGGCUGUGGGGGCCGGCAGUCAAGGGCAGCGCCGCCGACCCGCGCCCUGCCGGUGGGCCGCCCUGCCAGCGCCACCCCGCCUUCGCGCUGGGCGACACCGGCGCCUGGCACUCCCUGUCGCUGUCGCUGUCGCAGCAGCUCAUCGGGCCGCUGCGCCUCGCCGCCGACUGGCGCUACGAGCUGGGCUCCCACCGGCCGCUGGCGCUGCCCGCGCUGCGUGGCCCGAGCCCGUCGGGCGGCGCGGCAGGGGCCGCAGGCGCCGCGGAGGUUGAGGGCGCGGGCGCGGGGCCUGUGGCAGCGGGCGGCGGGCUGGCGCGCGCUGCCAAGUGGGUGCCGGGCGCGGCGCGCGGCGUGGCGGGGCAUGUGUCCGGCAUGCGGCCACAGCUGCUAGAGUCCGUUUAUGCGCUGGACCUGGCGCUGCCCGGCAGCCGCGGCGCCGCGCGCCUGGUGGCGUGGUGGGCGCCGCGGCGGCGCGAGGGCAUGCUGGAGCUGCGCCUGUUCUGAGGCGGCGGCGCGAGAAAAAGCGGGGGAGGAGCGCGGUGUGCGGGGGGGGGAGGCAGCGUGGGGUCGGGCUGAGAGGGAUCACACGGCCGGAGUGGCGCUGUGCCUGUGGAGUCCGGAUGCCAAGCGAUUAGCAUGCGCGUGGAGUUUGUAGGCGUGGAGUUUGGGGCUGAGGCUGGGAGGCAGUUACGGCCGGAGGUAGUGGUGGCAACGCAGGUCACAAGGCGGCAUAUGCGUAGUGGUAUGUGCUUGCGCGCAACAAAACUUAUUUGGUUGCGAUUUGACACGGUUUUUUGGGCAUGUGGGUCGGGGCAUAGAGUGGCUAGGCGGCUGCAUGCUGCGGUAGCUGGUACAGUGUUUGUGAACUGAGUGGUGCAGUGAAGGCACCGGGCGUACGGGUAAGUAAGAGUGUCAAGCAACAAGGAGGUGGCUGCCUUUAGGUACUUCGGCAGUGGCUGCAGUCGAGGCGGCAAUCGAGGAUGAGUCACAGACCUUGCAGUUUCCGU